AUGGCGGUCUCCCUACCAUCGCAGGCCAAGCCAAGCCAAGUCUCAUCAGCCCUCCAAUUGCCUCAGAGGUUGGGGCCAAGCCUGGAGAAAAAAAACGAGUCUCUAGGAGAGGAACGGUCAUGCCUACUGAGGGCCACAGCUGCAGCUCAGACCCUAGCCAGUAUCGUCCGGCCUUGUUAUGGUCCCUAUGGCCGGCAGAAGUUCCUGGUGACUGCUAAGGGAGAAACAGUUUGUACAGGUCAUGCCGCUGUCAUCCUUCGAGCGCUGGAACUGGAGCACCCAGCUGCCCAGUUUGUCCGAGAAGUAGCCCAAAUACAGGCAGAGAACACUGGGGAUGGCACAACCUUUGUAGUUCUCCUGACCGAAGCCUUACUAGAGCAGGCCCAGUACCUUUUGUGGGCCGGCUUAGCUCGAAACCAGCUCCGGGAGAGCUUGGCCACGGCCACAGCAGAAAUCCUGACAGCUCUGCCUUCCCUGGUCAUUCGCUCUCUAGGGCCUUUGGAAGACCCAUCAUGGGCCCUCUAUUCUGUGAUAAACACCCACACCCUGUCCAACACAGAGUAUUUAACCAAGCUUGUGGCUCAUGUGUGUUGGGUUACCAGAGAGCCAAAUGGCACCUUCAAGCCUGAGCGUAUUGGCGUGUGCAUGCUAGAGGGGGGGACGCUGAUGGACUCCCACAUUCUCCCAGGGCUAGCAAUAUGUGGGAAACCCUGUGGAGAAACGACCGAGGUGCUAGCUGAUGCCAGGGUGGCCCUGUUCAUUUGCCCCUUUGGUCCUACAAAUCCAUAUUCACUGGCCACGCCCCGUCUCUCCAACCCUGAAGAACUACUAAGAUUUCGGAAAGAAAUCGAACAAGUGGAAAAGGAAAUAGCCCAGCUGGCCGUUAUGGACAUUAAUGUGGCAGUGGUAUGGGGGGAAGUUAAUGAGAAGAUGGUGGUCCAGGCUAACAAUUGUGGCAUCAUGGUGAUUCAGGCCAAGUCACGAAAGGAUAUGGUCUACCUGAGUGAGACGUUGGGCACUCCUCUGCUGACUCGGCUGCUUCCUCCCCUGGAGCCCGGGAAGUGCCAGAAGGUUUACGGGAAGGAGCUGCAAGGCAGUGUGGCGGUGGUGUUUGAGUGGGAACAUGAGAAUACACCUUCUCUCACUUUAGUCCUUAGGGGGCCCACCAUCCAGGGACUUCGGGGUGCAGAGCAGGCUGUCUACUAUGGCAUUGAUGCAUUUUCGCAGUUGUGUCAAGAUCCCAGAGUGCUACCAGGAGCUGGGGCCACAGAAAUGGCUCUGGCAAAAAUGUUGUCGGACAAAGGAAGCCGACUGGCAGGCCCCAAUGGUCUGGCCUUUCUAGCAUUUGCCCAUGCCCUGAGCUCUCUACCUAAAACCUUGGCAGAGAAUGCAGGCUUAGCUGCCCAAUGUGUGAUGGCAGAAAUGAGUGGAAUUCACCAAGCUGGGAACUUCCUCACGGGAGUGGGAACAGACGGGAUAAUAAAUGUGGCCCAGGAAGGGAUAUGGGACAUACUGAAGACCAAAGCCCAAGGACUGCAAGCGGUCUCUGAGCUGGUGCAGCAGCUGGUGACGGUAGAUGAGAUCAUAGCGGCCAAGAAGACUCCUGUCCACCAGCAGAUUACAAGACCCACCUGGCAGGCAAAGCAGUCCUCACCCCUGAGAGAAAAAUUUUUUGCAAAAUACGUAUAG
Messenger RNA from Alexandromys fortis (reed vole), 1689 nucleotides. It is a transcript of the gene Cct8l2, whose product is annotated as chaperonin containing TCP1 subunit 8 like 2. The record is from RefSeq and is a predicted model, not a curated record. The transcript has a single exon. Gene Ontology annotation, molecular function: ATP-dependent protein folding chaperone; ATP binding. Gene Ontology annotation, cellular component: chaperonin-containing T-complex. Lineage: Eukaryota; Metazoa; Chordata; Mammalia; Rodentia; Cricetidae. The coding region runs from base 1 to 1689 and encodes 562 amino acids. Gene Ontology annotation, biological process: protein folding.